CAAUCUUCAUCUUUAUCCAUCUUCAUCUUUCCCUCUCCUUCUCCUCGGCCUGGGGGAAUUGAUUGUCUACUUGUCCUGCUCCCCAAUGUCAUAGACUACUCCUACUCGAGUGUGUCUUUCCUUUUGCUCGUUUCCAUCCAUACUUGAUAUAGUCUACAUCCACCACGUCUCUCCUUUCUCCCUCACACCUCCCCUAACUUCCUCUCUCUUUUUACCCGAAACUCCCUCCCCUCCACACCUCUUCUUCAAACUGACUGGUGUAACGCAUCUCGCGUCAGCCACCAAUUGCUUCUUCCCCGCGCUUCCCCAGCAUCCUCGCAUUUCUGCUGGAAAGACAAUCGCUCUUUGCUUUUCCCUUCAUAUAAUUAUCUGCAGCUCUUCUGGAUCCUGCUGUUGUGAGACCCAGGAACGAACUUACUGCUUACCUGGGCUGGUCCUCUAAUACUGCAGAAGUCCUCCAAUCGCUUUGAUCGCUAUUCCUCCGACGUGCUGCUCCUCGCCCGAUCCGGCGCUGAUUCCCCCCCUCCUCCUCUCUCGCCGGUGUGCCUUUCCCCUCUCAGUCGGGACGCCCUUGCUUUUUUUCUUUGCUCGCCUUGCCUGUGAUUUCUUAUUCCCGCCAUGCCGACCUCCAACACUUCUUCCCCAGUUAAGCGCCCGGGGCUGGGCCGCCGCGCUGUUUCCUCUCACGCGGUCGUCACGCGCUCCUCCUCCUCAACUACCACCACCACCCAAGGCGAGCUGUCUCACUCUCACUCCUCCAACCCUCAGAAGCUUCCUCAUCGUCCCCAUCGCCCCCAUCUGGUUGGCGGUGGUCAUCGCAAUCACCACCGCAAUCCUUCCUUCGGAAAGAACCUGAACAAGCUACAAAGACACCAGUCCUCCCACCAGAUCGGUACCACCACGGAAGGUUCCGCUCGCGUGCAUCAGCGCAAGAAGUCCGCACCCGCAACACCCGCUGCAAGCCCCCGGGGGCAUCACGUCCGCUGGGAUGGGGUGUUGGACGAACCACACCGCAGCACCGGUUCGAUGAAAAAGAACUACUCGAGCCCGGCUCUCCGACGCAAUACUUCGGCUGUUCUGGGGAAGAAAGCUCUAGUGACCGACCGCCCUCACACGAGUUCUGGGAAAAAGAAGACCGUGGGCUUUGAGCUGGCGGAUUCCGACAACGACGACGCUGACUGGGAAGACACCACUCAGUCACCUGAAAGUACCCGGCGCAGCUCGGUCGCACAGUCGAAGGAGAGUGUGGAGAAUCCUGCCGUGCUGGUGGACCCCCUUACUUUCGUCAAACGCUCCUACCCACAAUUUCCUCGAGCAACCAGUCUUCCAGAGUCAACCAGCAAGAGUUUCGGCGAAGACAACCUAUCCGACGACGAUCAAGACGACGACGACGACGACAACACUCCACAACAGCGUUCUGAUUCUGAGGAAAGACACGAAGACGCGGGCCGCGCUCUCGAUCAUCCCGAUAUUGCCGCUCGCCUGCUAACUCCGUCCCAUUCCGCCAAAGCACCGCCCGCCAUGUCUUCCAUAUCCGCCACGGUGAAGCCGACCGCCGUGGAAUCGCUCUCGCGCAAUGCAUCUCUGACCAACUUGGCGUCCGGGCCUGAUGGUGCACGACGGCCCCUGUCUUCGUCUCACAAUACAUUGGCGCAUACUCCGGGUACUCAGGCCCAGGCGACCUCGUCUUCGAUUGAAGGAGGCGUCUCAAAGUUCAUUAUUAAUAACAAGACUGGACCACAUGCGUUUUCUCGUACCGACUCCGACCCGAAUACUCCAUCGUCCUUCCUACCACACUAUCACCCGCAGACACCACCAUCUCCUCGCGGUACCAGCUCCAGGAAGCUACGAGCCUCCCCACCUUCAAGGCCGCAGGGUGCCGAGCCACAUUCCCGUACGCAGCAAAAGCUUUGGUUGCAACGUACUGCGGCGCUCAACACGUCACCGCCUGACAACCAUGGCGUUGCUGCAACGGUCUCUCCUUCAGCCAUAGAUCACGCAUACAUUGCUGUGACGCACGCUCGGCCGGGCGCUGGCCCAUUUGAACCCGGCAGGGCCCUUGUCAACGGGCCUUCCCGCACAGGUGGGGCCGUGCAUGACAAUGAAGUCAAGCAUAUCCGCAAAGCGUACGAGAAGACAGCGUUGGAGCUCACGGUUGUGCGAAGGUUCCAGUCUCCCACCGGUGACAGCUUCAACCGGUUGAACAUGAUCCUCAAUGAUCUCAAGGGUGGUGCUGCCAGCUCCAGCGUGGGACAAAGGUCAUCACUUGGCAAGCCGAUCAAGUCAGCACCAGCACUGACCCUCCUGCAAGAAGGCACGGGUCGCCAUAGCGCUAGCCCAGAGCCCAGACAGCUCAUCGGCAAAAGGGAUCACGACAUGCACACCUCAGUCUCCCAGGCCUACCUCCAAGACCCAGACGAUCUUGUGAAUGAAUCCGAUGCAGCCCAGGGACAGAAAUCUCAACACCCGUCCCAUCGCAUACUCUCCACAUCCGACGAACCUGUCCAUGGCAGUUCAGCCCCGGAGGACAUCACUGAAGACACUCUUCGUGCUAAUGAAGCGGAGAUGAUGAUCCGUCGCAUGUGGGAUAGUCGCGAAGUGGCCACCGCCGGCUAAUUGUACAACACCUUCCCAUCCCACCCUUCUGUUUACUCUUUACCGCUGUCGUUCACUGUGUUCCUGGUUAUUCUUUAUUAGCAACCAUGGCGUUCGGUUCUAUUCGAUGUAGCGCUAAAGGUCGUUUCGGAGUCACAUAUUCUUCUGCGUAAAUGGCGUCAUGAUGAGAUAUCACCCUGGGAUGUUCUAUGCUGUUGCUUAUGCCUUUCCCUUUUACUUGCUUUCUCUUCUCGCUUCUCCAUUUUAGCCUCCUUCCUUCUCUGUCUAUCUUGUGUGCUACGAUUAUAGAUACUCUUUACGUAAUAGUGUAAUCAAUUGUUCUAACAA
Molecule: messenger RNA, 2943 nt
Organism: Aspergillus welwitschiae
Lineage: Eukaryota; Fungi; Ascomycota; Eurotiomycetes; Eurotiales; Aspergillaceae
Exons: 1
Coding region: 619-2616 (665 amino acids)
Cellular component (GO): fungal-type vacuole membrane; TORC1 complex
Source: RefSeq, a predicted model, not a curated record